Messenger RNA from Drosophila willistoni, 1441 nucleotides. Its product is annotated as facilitated trehalose transporter Tret1. Gene Ontology annotation, cellular component: membrane. The transcript has 6 exons. Gene Ontology annotation, molecular function: sugar transmembrane transporter activity. NCBI's taxonomy places the organism in Eukaryota, Metazoa, Arthropoda, Insecta, Diptera, Drosophilidae. Bases 26 to 1390 code for a protein of 454 amino acids. Gene Ontology annotation, biological process: carbohydrate transport; transmembrane transport. The record is from RefSeq and is a predicted model, not a curated record.
CAACUUAGUUAACAAAAAAACAAUUAUGAAUAAAUUCUUCAAAAAUUCCUUACUACAGCCGCAGACCCGUUAUCAGUUGUUGGCCACAGUCAUAGUUAAUAUCAUAACGUUUGGCCAUGGUGUGGGCGUUGGCUGGCUAUCGCCCACCUUAACCAAAAUAUCUACUUCCGAUUCGCCAUUGGACUUUGAAGUGGGCAUAAGUGAGAUAUCCUGGCUGGGUUCCAUGUUGGGCUUAGGCAGUUUAUGUGGCAAUCUAACUAUAGCGUUUCUCCUGGAACGUAUGGGUAGAAAGUUUUGCAUAUAUCUACUGGCAGGUCCCUAUGCGUGUCUUUGGAUAUUGAUAUAUUACGCCUCCAAUGUGGCUUACCUAUAUGCAGCUCGUUUUCUUUGCGGCUUCACGGGUGGAGCUGGCUAUGUGGUGGUACCCAUAUUCAUCAGUGAAGUGGCAGACAGCAGAAUUCGGGGAUCUUUAACUUCUAUGGUUAUGCUCUCCGUUAAUUUGGGCAUUUUAGCUGGAUACAUUUUGAGCACUUAUCUGGCUUAUCAUAUUGUGCCGUUUCUGGCAAUUGGUUUACCAAUCGCCUACUUUGUGGCCAAUCUUAUGCUACCCGAAACGGCGCCCUAUUUACUGAAACGCAGUCAAUUGCUGGCAGCAGAGAGUUCGUUUCGCUAUUACCAGAAUAAAGAGGACACAUCAGUGGAUUUUAAUGAAUUAAAAACUGCCAUCACAUCUCAACAAGCUCAGAGUGACACGGCUAUAACCUACAAGGACCUGAUUACAAAACCAGCCAUUAAAGCCUUCACUUCGUCAAUUGUCCUGUCCACUGGAUAUCAGUUUAGCGGUGUCUUUAGCUUUAUCAACUAUAUGUCUGAUAUAUUUGCCUCAUCGGGUUCGAUAUUGGAUGUGAACACUUGCACUAUAAUAGUUGGCGUAGUACAGAUUGUAGGUGUCUACACAUCGACGAUGUUUGUGGACAUUGUGGGUCGCCGCAUACUGAUGCUAAUCUCUACUCUGGGCAUUGGUCUGGGUUGUAUAGCCUUUGGAUGUUUUACCUUCUAUGCCCAGCAAUAUGAUCUUAGCGGAUUCAAUUGGUUGCCCUUGGUAUUGAUGAUUCUGAUCAUAUACUUGGCCAAUAUUGGUUUGAUUGGGCUAUUCUUUGUGGUUUUGGUGGAACUAUUUCCGGCCAAGAUUCGCUCUUUGGCCACUUCCAUGUCUGUGGUAUUUCUAAGUCUCCUGGUCUUUUGCACUUUAAAAUUAUUUCCAUUACUUUUACAUUAUUAUGGCAUUUCUAUUACUAUGUGGUUCUCGGCCAUUUCCAGUCUAUUGACAUUCUUCUAUUUCUUUGUUUUCUUGGAUGAAACUAAAGGCAAAUCCAUGAUAGAAGAUUAAGCAAAAUCUAAGAUAGAAGACAUAGCAAAUUUGUAAAAAAACGAAACCUGA